ACGAAAUAAGUUCCUACCACAGAGUUCUCAUCCCGACUGUAAUGAUGUACGGUUACGCUCGAGCUACAUCCCACUGAGCCAAAAAGACUACAGUAUUCCGGCUCGCUCGGAAUACACGUAACACGCUUUAUAUACCACAUGUACUGUAACGGCGGCACCCGUUACACCGACCAUCCCAUGUCACUAAGAAAACUGACAUAUUUAUCGUCACCAUGCUAGCUCGCAAGGCAUCCAAUAAACCCAGACCCAACUCCGCCGGCAUCCUCAAAUCAACAUCUCCUAGGCGCACCGCCCUAGUCCAGGGUACCACUAGCCCAUUCGUCUCUCACGAGAUCGUCACCUGUGUGCACCAGCGGGUGAAGCUUCCAGGAUGGGGAGUGAACGGGUGGAAGAUGUUUACUACGAGGUAUAUCCUCCGGGUUGUGGAGGGUAAGUCGGAGGCUGAGGCGGUGGCUGCGCGGCUGGCGGCUGCAUUGGAGUCGGAGAGGUUAUUCUUUAGCGAUGAUACCACGAAGCCUAGUGGUGCUGUUGAGCGACCUGUUGAGCGACCUGUUGAGCGACUUGUUGAGCGACCUGUUGAGCGACCUGUUAAAUGA
This is a messenger RNA of Pseudogymnoascus destructans, 596 nucleotides long. RefSeq lists its product as uncharacterized. The record is from RefSeq and is a predicted model, not a curated record. The transcript has a single exon. Lineage: Eukaryota; Fungi; Ascomycota; Leotiomycetes; Thelebolales; Thelebolaceae. Bases 213 to 596 code for a protein of 127 amino acids.